AUGUCUGGGGACCCCGAGGUUGCACGCACCCCUGAAGGGGAUGAGACUGAGGAAGAAGAAAUUAAAUCCUCAUACAAACCGCCACCAGAGAAGACAAUUGAGGAAAUACUAGCAGCUGACCAAGAGGACGAGUCUUUGAGGAAAUAUAAGGAAGCGUUAUUGGGACAGGCUCAAGCCGGAACAGUCAUAGUCGAACCCAACGACCCGCGCAAGGUGAUUGUGAAGAAACUGGCGCUCUGCGUUACCGACAGGGACGACGUCGAGCUCGACCUCACCGGGGACCUCACAGACCUCAAGAAACAGGUGUUCGUGAUCAAGGAGGGCGUUCAGUACCGGAUAAGGAUCGACUUCAUAGUGCAGCGUGAGAUCGUCCACGGCCUGAAGUACGUGCAGAAGACGUAUCGGCUCGGCGUGCCAGUUGACAAGAUGACGCACAUGGUCGGCUCGUACCCGCCCAAGACCGAGAUCCAGUCGUACACGACACCGCCGGAGGACGCGCCCUCCGGGAUGAUGGCGAGAGGGUCGUACACUGUGAAUAGUCUGUUCACCGACGACGACAAGAACAUCCACCUGCAGUGGGAGUGGAGCUUCGAGAUCAAGAAGGACUGGAAGGAC
Iphiclides podalirius (scarce swallowtail) is the source of this 615-nucleotide messenger RNA. The record is from the annotation of a GenBank genome assembly. NCBI's taxonomy places the organism in Eukaryota, Metazoa, Arthropoda, Insecta, Lepidoptera, Papilionidae.